Messenger RNA from Antechinus flavipes (yellow-footed antechinus), 8075 nucleotides. RefSeq names its product non-SMC condensin II complex subunit G2 (gene NCAPG2). The record is from RefSeq and is a predicted model, not a curated record. Bases 1172 to 4591 code for a protein of 1139 amino acids. Lineage: Eukaryota; Metazoa; Chordata; Mammalia; Dasyuromorphia; Dasyuridae. Gene Ontology annotation, biological process: mitotic sister chromatid segregation. Gene Ontology annotation, cellular component: nucleus; condensin complex. The transcript has 28 exons.
AGAGAGCCCGCACAGCAGCACUUACUUACUCCAUUACAGAAUGGUUUGGGUUCCCUCGAGCCAUCCAGCCUUGGAGCAACAUUAGAUGGGCAAUAACUGAGGCUAGCUUUUCCAUUUCUGCUCCAGAAUAGAUGAUAACUGUCAGGCCCGGAGUCCCACAACCAUAGCAACCAGAUUAGCUAGGGAUGGGGGCGGGGACCUCUAUCGGAACUGCCUCCCCAAGACCAACAAUUCUGUCCGGGUGUAGAGGACUAUAGCUUGGGGAUACGUGCCUCCCCGAAAGCCUGCUGAAUACGUCAACUGUCAGGUCCGUUGCCUUGGAAAGGGUCCCACUUGAAUUUCGGGAGGUGAAAGAAGACACGGGUAGGAGAAGCGAAGGGGUUCAUCAUCGCUACAGGCAUUGGGGAAAAGGGGGAAGCAGCUUCCAGACCUAGUCCCAUGCACACUAUUUAUUGAGUUAUUGACAACGGUGGCAGCAUGCCAAAGCAUAAAGGUAACUUACAUAAGUAUUAUGAUUACAUCACUCAGAGUAUUUACAUCCAUCUUUGAAGGCUAUUUCCUUUACAACCUCCUCCUGUUUUGUUUUGGACUAGAAAGAGCCAAGGCUGUCAUGGUAACUAGACCACGCAGCUCACUCACAGAACGAUUUCACAAUUUUGCCAAUAGCUUAACCGGAAACCGGAAAAUGAACGUCCUAGAGGUGGGCGAGUGGGCCCCAAAAAUGAUUCUCACAUCUCGCGAGAAUAAUCUGACAGUUUCAGGGCGGGGCCGCUUCUCCCUCGGGUCCUGGUUACCGUAACUACAAACAUCCGUCCAAAACACCCUCUCUUAGACGCGAAGGGGAGGUGGGGCUUUAUUUCCGUUUAGAGAUGGACAAACGCCCACAUGGAGGAGAAGCGUCAUCGGCUCGGCUGUCGCGAGAAUAGAGCUUCCUACGCCCGCCUACUCCAUUCUUGAUGGCGAGAUUACGGCGGCGCGGUGGCGUCACUGGCGGGUUUGUUUGAAUUUUUCUCCCGCCAGCUAGAGGCGGGGGGUUUGGGGGAGACGAAGUGAGGCGAGGUAGUAACCCCAGAAAGGAGCGGCCGGCGGGCAGACAGGGAGGAGAACGUCAAGGGAGGCGACUUUGAACCUUCAGUUACAAAAAUAAAUAACACAUGAAAAGUAUUUUGUCAUGGAAAAACGCAAGACAUUUUUACAAGCUGUAUCUAAGGAAUGUAUUGAAGACUUUUUUCAAUUUGUUCAACUUGAUAAAGAUGCCUUUGACCCUUUCAACUUAAAUGAAUUAUUAGAGGAGUUACCAAGGAAACAGAAAGAAGAAUUAUGGGAAAGGCUAAAGAAUUUAUUAACAGAUGUGCUGCUAGAGACCCCAGUGGAUGAAUGGCAAAGACAUGAAAUAGAGUGUGAAGAUCGUAUGGAAAUAGAAAAUGGGCCAAACAUGAAACAAACCUUUAAAAUCAUCUAUGCAGUUACACAUGUGAUUAUUAUUUCAUUAUCUGUAAUAAAUGAAAAUGAAAACUACAAAGCUCUGCUAGAGUGUGCAAUCAUAUUAAAUGGUAUUAUACAUGCCCUGCCAGAAUCUGAAAGAAAUUUACAGAAUUCCAUACAUCACCUGUGUGUGACUUGGUGGGAAAAAGGCCUAGAGGCCAAAGAAGAUAUGGGAAAAACUGCUUUUAUAAUGCUAUUAAAAAAGAGUCUUAAUACUAAAACAGGCGCAGACAUUUGUCGGCUUUGGAAUAUUCAUCAGGCUUUACUUUGCUUUGAUUAUAAUUUGGAGGAAAGUAAUGAAAUUAAAGAUAUGUUGCUUCAAUGCUUCAUGAAUAUUAAUUGUAUUAAGACAGAAAAGGGAAGAAGAUUUCUCAGCUUUCUAUUCAGCUGGAAUAUAAAUUUCAUUAAACUGAUCCAUGAGGUCAUUAAAAAGCAAUUGCAAGUUUUACAAAAAUCUCUGAUGGAUCAUGUUGCUGAAAUUUAUUUCAGAGCUUGGAAGAAGGCUUCAGGGAAAAUGUUGGAGGUAAUUGAAGAUAGUUGUAUUCAGGAUUUCAUGCAUCAUGGAAUUCAUCUUCCAAGGAGUUCUCCAGUGCAUUCCAAAGUACGAGAGGUGCUAAGUUAUUUUCAUGAUCAAAAAAAAAAUCGUCAAGGAGUAGAAGAAAUGUUACAUAGAUUGUAUAAACCCAUUCUUUGGAGAGGAUUAAAGGCUAGAAAUCCUGAAGUUCGAUCAAAUGCAGCAUUGUUAUUUGUUGAAGCAUUUCCUGUUAGAGAUCCUAACCUUAAUAAUGUAGACAUGGAUGAUGAAAUUCAGAAGCAGUUUGAAGAACUCUAUAGUCUUUUGGAAGAUCCAUAUCCAUUAGUCCGUUCAACAGGAAUUCUUGGUGUUUGUAAAAUUACUUCCAAAUACUGGGAAAUGAUGCCUCCAGUGAUACUUACUGACCUUCUAAGGAAAGUAAUUGGAGAUCUAGCUUUUGAUACAAGUUCAGCUGAUGUUCGCUGUUCUGUUUUUAAGUGUUUGCCAAUACUUUUGGAUAAUAGACUAAGCCACCCCUUACUAGAACAGUUUCUGCCAACUCUAAAAUACAGUCUGCAUGACAAUUCUGAAAAAGUGAGAGUAGCUUUUGUUGAUCUUCUGCUGAAAAUUAAAGCUGUGAGGGCUGCAAAGUUUUGGAAGAUAUGCAGUAUGGAACAUCUUCUGACCCGUUUGGAAAUUGAUUCACGCCCUGUAUCUCAGCGCCUUGUUCAUCUUCUCUUUAAUUCUUUCUUGCCUGUUAAUCAGCCAGAGGAUGUGUGGUGUGAACGCUGUGUUACAUUAAUACAGAUGAAUCCUGCUGCAGCCAGAAAGUUUUAUAAGUAUGCUCACGAACACACUGCUGCCACAAACAUAGCAAAGUUAAUUCACGUUAUUCGUCACUGCUUAAGUGCCUGUAUCCAGAAGGCAGUAAAAGAGUAUCAGGAAGAGGAUGAAGAAAUGGAAAAAGAGAACAUAACUGUGAUGGAGAAUACAUUGUCAAUAAAUGACAUACCUUCUAUGGCAGGUUUAUUGGAAGUCAUUGUAAUUUUAUGGCAAAGCAUUUGUAAAACUUUGGAACAUAAUGAAGAAGCAAAAACUUACACCAUCACCAAAUUUGCUUCUGUCCUUCCAGAGUACCUUAAGCACUUUACAGAUGAUCGUUGCAAGAUUCCAUUAUUUAUGUUACUGUCUUUUAUGCCAGCAUCAGCAGUACCCCCAUUCAGCUGUGGUGUGAUCUCUGUAUUGAGGAAUCAAGAAGAGGGAUCUACAGAAAACAAGUGUCACACCCUAAUAGAUUGUCUUUGUUCUUGGGGACAAGUAGGACAUAUCUUUGAACUUAUUUGUGAUUGGUUGCCAGAUGGAGAGGCCAAAAAGAAAAAUAAGUCAACUUCUAAACGCCAAGUACGAAUUCAAGAUACGCGUCAGGCAAAACCUGAAUUGGCAUUGGAUUAUCUGGAGUACUUAUUGCUUCAUAAUAAAAAUAGAGAUUUUCUGUUGUCUCUCCCGGAAAAGAGACUAAACAGUCUUUUGAAAGCACUUGAAACUUCAAAGAAAGAUAUUGUGUCAGUUAUACAGUCAUCUGAUAUAAAGUCACCUAACUUCAAUCAAGCAACUGCUGUACGAGCCUUUACUAUCUAUUGUCGAUUAUGUAUUCAUCUCCACGACAAGUUUUGCUCAGAAGAAAAGAUUUAUCUAUCUCUUUUGGAAGAAACUGGAUUUUGGAUAGAAAACCAAGUACUACCUAUUAUUCAUCAACAAGAAGAACAUUUGAAAUCCUGUAGAGAGAUUUGUCAGAAAACAAUUCAGGCCUAUGUCACAGUGUGUAAAGAUGCUGUAAUGAUUGGCUUUGGAGAUUCUAAGUUUCAUGUGCAAUUUUUAAAAAUAACUCUUGGAAUUUUGCAAACAGAAAAAGGGUAUUUUUGUAUUCCACUACUCCUUUGUAUUCUCAAAGAGAUGACAUCAAGUUCUUUAAUUCAGAUAUAUAAUUCAAAAGAAGAAGUUGAAACUUUUUUUGACUUGAUUCAGAAGGUAUUCCAGAAAAUGUUGGAAUGUGUUGCAUACAAUUUCAAAAAACAAGAAGAAGAAGGCCUAGAGUUACUCAAUUCUAUUCAAGUGCCUCUUGAUGAAUUUAUAAGUGCUGUCCAGUCUUGGCAUAUGAAUACAUCAGUACACCAAGGAGUCCUUUCUACUCUCUUAGCUGCAGUAGUGGUUGAAAUAAGUCACAAAUUACGAAAGACUUCAGAUACAGAAGAAUUUGUAAUACCCAAAUGCCUUUCUGAUCUUCCACCAUUCUCAAGGUGUUUAAUGGGAGUCAUAAUGAAGUCUUUAAAUGUAAUCAGAUCAUUCUUAGAAGAAUUGACAAUAUGCAUAGCUUCUGAAGAAAUUGAAGGCAUUGUUUGCCUCACAGCAGUUGUUUGUAUGAUUGUGAUUAUUAGUAAAGGUAAACAUAAAGAUCCAAAGGUUAAGGAUGCUGCUGCCACUAUUCAAAGAAUACUGAACAAAUACAUGGAAAUUACCUUGGAAGAAGAUAGCAUUGAAAGAUCUCUUUAUGAAUCUUCUGUUAGAACUUUGGAUGAACUUUUGAAGGUAUAAAUGAGGAAUCAUCUAUCCAAUGUGUAAAAAGGAAGAAAAAGCAUUGAUUUUAGAAAAUAUUUUAAACAUAUAAUGUAUAUAUUGUAUUUACAUUUUCAAGAAUCUGUACCCAUGUGGGGAGGCAGAAAAUUCAUGUUUUAUCUUGCAAUUGAUAUUAAAGUUUCUUUAGUAAAUUUGUGUAAUUUCUGUAUCUCCCUAUAUAUAAAUACAUAUAUAAAUCUGUAUGAUAUAGUUAAAAGAAACAUUUUUUAAUGUCAGUGGUAUAGAAAAGAAAAUAUAAUAUACUUGCCUUAGGAAACUAAUUACAGAAAACACAAAUACAAAAGAUAAACAAAAACAUAAUGAGCAAAUGAAUUAUGUUUAAUGUUUCUCUACUUGAAAGUUAUUUUUCAAAAAUCUAAUAAUUUCUAGUCUAAGGAAGUGUGUUGAUAGAACUUUCACUUCUUUUUGUGGUUACAACUGGAAAUUGAAAGGAAGCUGGUCAAUUGAACAACUGAACAAAUUGUAUAUGAUCAUGAUGGAAUGAUGUGCUUAUUGAUUUUAGAAAAAACAUGAUAGAUUUGCAUGAAAUCAUGUAGAGUGCAAUGACCCGUAUCAAGAAAACAUUGAAUUAUUUAAUAGCAAUAUUGUUUAAGAACAAUUUGCAUAACUCACUCAUUUUGGCUAAUAUAAAAACACAAAUUAAUUACAGAAAACCUACAAUGAAAGAUGCUAUCUGUACCUAGGGAAAGAAUUGACAAAUAGAAGUAUAUAUAGAAUCUUGCAGGAGAGGAUAGGAUAGAGAGAAGAAAAAAAGUUACAUGAUAACAUUUAUAAAUAUAAAAGGAGUAGCAAGUUAUACAUAAUAAAUUUGCAGCUUCAUGUGUAAUCACCUUUUAAUCCUAUGUUAGGGAACUGCUUGUUUUCAUAAAUUUAAAAUAAAAAAACUAUACCACAUCAAAUUUUUUCAUUAUUAAUAUGUCAUCCACUGUACCCUUAGCCCUUAUACCAGUGCUAAUUAUUUUUCAUGUUUCUUUUAAAAGCUCUAGUGCCCAUUGUUGCUAUGUUUGUUUGCAGACAUGAAUUGACCAAUAUUUUCAUAUAUAUAGAAAUGUACAACUAAUUCCCCUUUGGAAAGAUCAUUUAGUAUAGGAAAAAUGUUGUUGAUUGGAUGAAAUAAGUAGAAUGGCUACAAGAUUUAGGAAAAAUAAAAGAAACCACCAAGUUAGAUGCCAAAACUGUCAUAGUCCUUUCUUGACUAUAGUUUAAAUUCAUUUUUUCUCUUAUGCACUUCAAAAUACCUUAAGAUUACAUAGAAGGUUAUCUUGGAUGUAUAAGUAAAAUGUUGCCUUAUAAUUAAUUCUUCUGUCUUGGCAAUUCAACAUUGUCUUGAAUUCUAAUAUUUAAUAGCUUGGGAACUUAUUUUUCUCUGUUUGAUUUCCUUAAAUUACAUUCUUCCUAAUAAAUACAGAUAUUCAUUUUGAAACAUUUGGAAUUUUGAACCCUUGUUCAGAGGAAUCUUUAAAGUGAAGAACUUCAACAGGGUAGAAUAGGAUGUGCUACUUUGAACAACAGAACAAGAAAAUAGUCUGGCUAUGUAGACUUUUUUCUAUUUUUUCUUUUUCUUAAUUUUAGUCUGAACUUAAGAACUAAAACAAGCAUUUCCAUGACAUAAUAGAUUAAGAAAACAAAAAGUACAUUAAACUGUAAAUCUGUUAUGUACAACUUGCUAUUCCUUUUAAAUAUAUAAAGUUAUCAUGUGACUUUUUUCUUUUCUUCACUUUGUUUCUCAAGAUGGCUACCAUCUGACACAAAUAUGCAUAUAUACAUAAAACCAUUUUAUAUGUAUCAGUUCUUUUCCUAGCAUCAUCCUUCAUAGGUUCUUUAUAGUUAAUUUGAGUAUUUAUAAUAGCCAAAAUGACUGAGUUGUGCAGUUAUUACUAAAGCAAUUUCUGUUCGUUUUGUGCUGCAUUAUUUUAUGUGACUAUAUCCAUGUUUUUCUAACAUCAUUGAGCUCAUUUCUCUUCCCUAAACUUGUUUUAUUAGUUUCAUUAUUGCCUGUUAAAUUUAUUUCUUCAAGUGGGGCUUCAUGUUUGUUGUAAACUAUGCUUUCGCUUUUUAUUGUAUUUUUUCAAUUUAUGCUUCUGUAGUAAUAUUUAUUUCCUGACUAUUUUAAAUGUCAUUUUGACAUUGGGUAACUAGUUUUUGAAAAACAAACUUUCUGAAAGUUUUCCUUUGAAAAACAAACUUUCUGAAAGUUUUCCUAUCAAGCCUCUCCUAUUGAAAACAAUAAGAUAAUUGUCAAUAAGAUACAAAUAGCAUUUACCUAAAUUUUAUCUCUGUGGGAAUUGAAAAUGUAGAACAGCUUUCUUUUAACAGCAUCAACCCACAGUUUUAAGUUUAAAACCUAUUCUGACAUUCUUUUUUAAACAGAUUUUUAUUGAUUGUUUUUUUAAAUAUCUUUUAUUUUUACAUCAACUAGAUUUCCUCCUUCCUCAGAAUCUUCCCUUAUAACAAAUAAUUGAGAUUUUUUUUAAAUCCUCAAAUGAGAUUCUAUUUGCAUAGCAAAUUAGUCAUUUAACCAUAUAACUACAUGGAAGUAUAAAUAGGUCUUCCUUUAAAAUUUGAAAUACAUUACUUGAAUUAUUUUGCCUUUUUUCUUUUUCAAUUUAUUUUAUUUGAAAAAACAGUAAGGAAAAAAAAAACAGCUGACUAAUGAGACAACGUAAAGAUGACUGAUUUGGGAAUCAGAGGACCUAAGUUAACAAACUCUGCAUACCCUUUGACCUAGUAGUGAUUCUAUUAGUUUUAUAUCUCAAAGAGAUCAUAAAGGAAGGAAAGAGACCCACCUGUGCAAAAAUGUUUGUGGCAGCCCUCUUUGUAGUGGCAAGAAACUGGAAACUGAAUGGAUGCCCAUCAAUUGGAGAAUGGCUGAGUAAAUCGUGGUAUAUGAAUGUUAUGGAAUGUUAUUGUUCUGUAAGAAACGACCAGCAGGAUGAAUAUAGAGAGGCUUGGAGAGACUUAGAUGAGCUGAUGCUGAGUGAAACAAGCAGAACCAGGACAUCAUCAUACAUGGCAACAAGAAGACUAUAUGAUGAUCAAUUUUGAUGGACGUGGCUCUUUUCAACAAUGACAUGAUUCAGGCCAGUUGCAAUGAUCUUGUUAUGAAGAGAGCCAUCUGCACUCUGAGAGAGGACUGUGGGAACUCAGUGCAGAUCACUAGAUAGCAUUUUCACUUUUUUUGUUGUUUGCUUGCAGUUUGUUUUCUUUCUUUUUUUCCUUUUUGACCUGGUUUUUCUUGUGCAGCAAGAUAAUUGUAUAAAUACGCAUAUGUUGGAUUAACAUUUUUAACAUGUAUAACAUAUAUUGGAUUACUUGCCAUCUAGGGGAGGAGAGUGGGAGGAAGGAGGGGAAAUUGGAACACAAGGUUUUUCAAGGGUCAAUGUUUAAAAAUUACUCAUGUAUAUGUUUUGAAAAUAAAAAGUUUUAUCUUAAAAAAAAGAAA